Molecule: messenger RNA, 2673 nt
Organism: Pteropus alecto (black flying fox)
Lineage: Eukaryota; Metazoa; Chordata; Mammalia; Chiroptera; Pteropodidae
Gene: TOX2
Product: TOX high mobility group box family member 2
Exons: 11
Coding region: 1-1719 (572 amino acids)
Biological process (GO): regulation of transcription by RNA polymerase II
Cellular component (GO): nucleus
Molecular function (GO): chromatin DNA binding
Source: RefSeq, a predicted model, not a curated record
AUGAUCACCACAGACUUUCUUGAAGAUUUGACCUUCAGUCAUGGGGGCCCAGAGGAAGACGUGGUGAUCCGUAAGGGCCUUUCCAGUUCUGUUGGUGGUACCUUUACGGAUGGUGUGGUCUUGGACGUCACCUUCACCUUUCUGGGCUUCAGUUUCUUUCUGAUCAUUUUGCAGUUCCCUGAGAAGUUUGGUACCUUUGACUCCCCGGCAGAUUUAUCCCUCCUUCGAAGUCCAUGGCUGACUGAUCUGGGCUACAGAAGUCCUGCCCCUCGCUUCAUGCUGGGAUUUAACUCUGUGUUUGAUGGUGACAGUGCCUACGUGGGGAUGAGUGACGGAAACCCAGAGCUUCUAUCAACCAGCCAGACCUACAGCAGCCAGAACGAGAGCAACGAAGACUAUGAGAUCCCCCCGAUAACACCUCCCAACCUCCCGGAACCAUCCCUCCUGCAUCUGGGGGACCACGAAGCCAGCUACCAUUCGCUGUGCCACAGCCUCACACCAAACGGACUCCUGCCUGCCUACUCCUACCAGGCCAUGGACCUCCCGGCCAUCAUGGUGUCCAACAUGCUGGCUCAGGACAGCCAUCUGCUGUCAGGCCAGCUGCCCACGAUCCAGGAGAUGGUCCACUCGGAAGUUGCCGCCUAUGACGCUGGCCGGCCGGGGCCCCUCCUGGGCCGCCCGGCAAUGCUGGCCAGCCACAUGAGCGCCCUCAGCCAGUCCCAGCUCAUUUCUCAGAUGGGUAUCCGAAGCGGCAUUGCCCACAGCUCCCCGUCGCCCCCAGGGAGCAAGUCAGCGACCCCCUCUCCCUCCAGCUCGACUCAGGAGGAGGAAACGGAAGCACAUUUCAAGAUGUCAGGAGAGAAGAGACCCUCAACUGACCCAGGAAAAAAGGCCAAGAACCCAAAGAAGAAGAAGAAGAAGGACCCCAAUGAGCCGCAGAAGCCAGUGUCGGCCUACGCCCUUUUCUUCAGAGACACUCAGGCCGCCAUCAAGGGACAGAACCCCAGCGCCACCUUCGGGGAUGUGUCCAAAAUUGUGGCCUCCAUGUGGGACAGCCUGGGAGAGGAACAGAAGCAGGCCUACAAGAGGAAGACCGAAGCAGCAAAGAAGGAAUAUCUGAAGGCCCUGGCAGCCUACAGGGCGAGCCUCGUCUCCAAGAGCUCCCCAGACCAGGGCGAGACCAAGAGCACUCAGGUGAACCCGCCGGCCAAGAUGCUCCCGCCCAAGCCGCCCAUGUACGCCAUGCCGGGGCUGGCCUCCUUCCUGACGCCAACGGACCUGCCCGCCUUCCGCGGCGGGGCCUCCCCCGCCAGCCUCGCCCGGACGCUGAGCUCGAAGUCGCUGCUGCCAGGCCUCAGCGCGUCCCCUCCGCCACCACCCUCCUUCCCGCUCAGCCCCUCUCUGCACCAGCAGCUGCCACUGCCCCCCCACGCCCAGAGCGCCCUCCUCAGUCCACCCGUCAGCAUGUCCCCAGCCCCCCAGCCUCCCGUCCUGCCCACUCCCAUGGCACUCCAGGUGCAGCUGGCUAUGAGCCCCUCACCCUCAGGGCCACAGGACUUCCCCCACCUCUCCGAGUUCCCCAGCGGCUCCGGGUCCCGCUCGCCUGGCCCAUCCAACCCCACGAACAGCGGGGACUGGGACAGCAGUUACCCCAGCGGGGAGUGUGGCAUCAGCACUUGCAGCCUGCUCCCCAGGGAUAAAUCUCUCUACCUCACCUAAUCCUGCCUCUCCUCACUUCCUGAGGCUGCUGGAAGGGCCCACAGCAGAAAAGAGGCCUUGGCAGGAAGCAGGGUGACCUAGAAGAGAGAGCAGUGACAUGCCAAUGCCCCAAGGCUGACAGAGAUGCACCAGUGCUCCAGGGCUGAGACUCUUCCCGACCUCUUGACCAGACUCUGCAGAGGCCGCCCACCGCCCGCCACCAGCCCAAAGAACCUGCAGGACCCUUCUGCCCCCUGACCUGCUUGCUCCAGGGUCACUGUGGACCCCACUCGUCCUGCGCACCAUACCCUAUGUCUGGACGUCUGGCCCUAGCCCAGGCACACGUGCGCUGUCCCUGGAGGGGGUCACUUACCAACAGAAACCCACCCCCAGAUGUGUGGGGCGGGGGCCAGCCCAGCCACGGACGUGCAAAUGUGGUUUUACGGUGUAAACAAGAGAUUAUGAAACCUAUAAACUGUUGGCUCCGUGUAAGUAGUUGACUAAGUGUUUUAGAACCGUGACGAAGGCAUCUGUAAGAUUAUUUUGUGGGGAGGGAGGCGAAAGUAGUUUUCUUUAAGGUAAAAAGCAUUUUAUAUGACCCUUAGCACAUUUUUUUUUUUUUUUAAGUUUUAUCUUGAGGGAGACGUGCACCAAAGCGGCUGCCGAAACAUUUCAUCAUCUGUACAGGAAGAACAGGACACUUGACAGCCAGGCUUGGGGGCACUGCGCUUUUUCUUAAAUUUUAACCAUACGUCCACCUAUUUAAAAUGGCCAACAACGACUUUUGCCUAUUUAUGAAGAAAACUUGAGAACAGAUAUGCAGUUUAUCAUAAAGUGUGCGUGGUUUGGGGGUUUGGUUUGGGUUUGGGUUCUUAUUGUUGUUUGCAGCUGUUUCCUGGCCCUGGCAAAUGUCUGGCUCGGUGCCCAGCGCUUCUCUCAAAUUUCUUUAUAAUAAAAUUUCUGAAAAGUUGGAAA